CUUUAGUGACGCAAGCGGUGGUUCGCUAACAUGGCGGCUGAAGGCGAAAUGAGCGGCAAUGGGGAGCUCGCACAGCUUUCAGCCUUGGAGGCUGCAGAAGUGUCGGCGGAGAUGUCAGAUGAAAACGACUGCACAGAUUCAGCCACUGUGGCAUCUGCGCAGCCAGACGCUGCUUCCUCCUUGCUACCUCCAGCCACAGAAGAGGAGGGAGGCGAUCUGCCAGCAGAUUUUGAACGUCUAUGGAAUGCUGCACGUGACAACCCUCACGAUUUUACAAGUUGGACUGACCUGUUGCAGUACUGUGAGCAAGAGGGCCACAUGGCAGCAUCACAGAGAGCAUUGAUGGCCUUCCUCAACCGCUACCCACUCUGUUAUGGUUAUUGGAAAAAAAUUGCUGAUCUGGAGCGCCGUGCUGGUAACAACGACAAAGCAGCUGAGUUGUGUGUUCAGGGUCUCCAGUCAAUACCUCUGAGUGUUGAUCUGUGGAUCCACUACAUCAAUUUGCUGUUGGGGACACUGGACAUGAACCUGCCCGAGUCACCCAAGCGUAUUCGCAGUGUCUUUGAGGAUGCAGUUGUUGCAGCAGGUCUAGACUUCCACUCAGACCGGCUGUGGGAUCUAUAUGUCGAAUGGGAGAAGGAGCAAGGCAACAUGAGGAAGGUCACAGCUGUGCUAGACAGAGUCCUCAAAGUUCCAACGCAGCACUACAGUGCCCACUACGAAAAGUUAAAAAAACAUCUAAACAGCAAUGAGCCCAAAGAAGCACUUUCUCUGGAGGAGUAUGAGGAGGUGAGGGCCUUUUGCCGGGAGAGUCAGAAAGUGGAGCGUACCGAACAGGCCAAGGAUAAGGGAGAAGAGAGGCCGCCAGGCGAAGAAGAGCCCGCCACACCUGAGGGCACAGACUCUGAGGAGCUGAUGCAGAGGAUUAGAGAACAAGUUUUUAACCGCAGAGACAAAAUUUACCAGCAGAAUGAAAUUGAAGUCCGCAAGAGAUGGAAUUUUGAGGAUACGAUCAAACGUCCCUAUUUCCACGUGAAGCCGCUGGAUCAAAUCCAGCUGCGUGGCUGGCAUGCCUAUCUGGACUGGGAGGUCGCCCAACUGAACAAAGACACUCAAGACAAUAACAAAGAUCCAAACCAGACAGACAAAGAUGUCAACGAGGCAGCAGAGGUAACGGAGGCUCAGCAAGGAAUGGCGGAAGCCAUGGUUGCCCAGGAUGACCACAGAGUUCGCGUUCUCUUUGAGCGCUGUCUGAUCACCUGUGCUCUAUAUGAGGAGUUCUGGACUAGGUACAUUCGCUACCUGGAGAAAAACAGUGUGGAUGAGGUUCGGGCUGUCUACAAGCGAGCAUGCGAAAUCCACCUGCCUACCACACCUAACAUCCACCUACAAAGGGCCACCUUCGAGGAAAGACACGGUGACCUGGACACGGCUCGGCGAGUGCUGGCGGCUCUGGACGAAAAGGUGCCGGGUUUGGUCGUGGUCUGUCUCCGCAGAGCCGCUUUAGAGAGAAGGGCAGGCAAACUAGAGCAGUCUGAAGCCCUACUGCGGGAGGCGGUGACCCAAUCAAAAGAGAAGCCCACUCUGCACGCCUUCUACUCCAUCAAGCUUGCUCGGCUGCUGCUGAAGCUCGGCAGAAAUCCUGACAAAGCUCGAAAUGUUUUACAGGAAGCCCUGGAGAUCAGUCCGGACAAUGACAAGCUCUACCUGAACCUGCUGGAGUUGGAGCUCUCAGCUGACACGUGGUCCUCGGAAGAGGCGGUGCAGCAAUGUGUGACGCAAGCUCUAGCGGCGCCUCUCGCACCCCAAACCAAAAUCCAGUUCUCGCAGCGUGGCCUCCAGUUUGUGGAAGAAUACAGCAACUCAAUUAAGAAUGUGCUGUCCGUCUAUGAAGAACACCAGAAGCUGCUCAAAGAGCUGGGCGGAACAAAAAGAGAAGCGGAAGAUGGGGACAAAGAUUCAAAGAAGCCGAAAAAGGGCGAUCACGGAUCAUCAGAUGUCGCUUCAGCAGAAGUUCCGGCCACCGAUCCUAAGGUCCCAAUCACUGUGCCGCCUCCUCCUCCGGAGAUGAACAUGGACACAAGCGCCCAAUCAAGUGGCUACAGCAGCUGGUAUCAGCAACCGCAUUACAGCAGUUACGGCUACCAAAACACCUGGAACUACAACCAGGGAUACUAUCCACCCAGCUAAAAGUUUUGAAAAAGAACUGAGUGGUAGACAAGGACUUCAAAAAAAAGACUAUAACAGCAAUUCCCCUUCAAGUCGGUGAACAGAGGACGUUCUUGCAAAUGAUCUCCCGGUAUCGUUUCCUCUCCAUCCUGCCUCCUGAUUUUCAUCACUGUCAACAAAGUGCAAGGGGUCAGGCACACAUCACACACAUACACAAACAAACCAUCUCGUCCGUUUUGUAAGGCAACGAGAGAACUCACGAGUGCAUUGCUUGCUAGACUUUGACGCUUUGUUUUAAGCAGAGGUAUUUUUGUAUAUAUCCAUAUACUUUCAUUUUGGUUUGAAAGUUUUAAUAGUUUUUUUACAGGGGAUUUCAUAGCAUUUGUUCCCUGAUGUACAUAGUGUUUAUAGUGUCUCAGAGGUCUCAUGGGUCUGCAUAUGUGCGUGGAUCUUUAACCUUCUAUGGGGCAAGUGACUAUUUUUUAGUCAUUUACCGGUAAUUUAAAACAAAACAACAACAAAAAAACAAUAAAGACCUGGGUUCCACAUACGUGGACAUCACAUAUUAAGGCAUUUAGGCCACAAUGUUAACAAUUGGUAUACAAGUGUGGCAUAAAAUGUGAUAUAUAUAUUUUUUACAUAUUUUUAAA
Molecule: messenger RNA, 2819 nt
Organism: Corythoichthys intestinalis (scribbled pipefish)
Lineage: Eukaryota; Metazoa; Chordata; Actinopteri; Syngnathiformes; Syngnathidae
Product: pre-mRNA-processing factor 39
Exons: 15
Coding region: 31-2190 (719 amino acids)
Biological process (GO): RNA processing; mRNA 5'-splice site recognition
Cellular component (GO): commitment complex; U2-type prespliceosome; U1 snRNP
Molecular function (GO): protein binding; pre-mRNA 5'-splice site binding
Source: RefSeq, a predicted model, not a curated record